Molecule: messenger RNA, 498 nt
Organism: Dibothriocephalus latus
Lineage: Eukaryota; Metazoa; Platyhelminthes; Cestoda; Diphyllobothriidea; Diphyllobothriidae
Source: the annotation of a GenBank genome assembly
AUGGAGGAACGUUUCGAAAAUUUGGCGGGAGGCUUUUGGAUACUGGCAAGACCGGGUGUGGUGGCAGGUCGCAAAUUUGACGGUUUCGGUGCAAUGGCUCGCAUACGUCUGCCAGAUACCGGUAUUGAGGUGGUUGUUGUGGAGGGCACAACUGUUGUAAGAGUGACAGGUUUACUGUUAAGACUGGCAGAAGCAGACGGGGACAUAAAUGAGGUAGCUGGAGCAGUUGAAAUUGCAGACUUGGGUAGUUGUACCAUUCCAGCAGCGGCACUUGAGGGAGUCGGGUUUGUGGCUAAGUCUGCUGACGCGUUGCUGAGCGUGGUUGAGCCUCCAGUGCUUAACGGUUGGCCCAUCGCCGUGGGGGGCAUGGACGUGCCCGUCGGAACAUUCGACAUAAUACCAGACGGUGCAACCGAAAGCAUUAUCGGACCACCAGUCAACGGACCACAAUUAGCUAGCGCGCUUAAAAUUAGCUGCGUGGAGACGUUGAUGGUGUAA